Molecule: messenger RNA, 5132 nt
Organism: Cololabis saira (Pacific saury)
Lineage: Eukaryota; Metazoa; Chordata; Actinopteri; Beloniformes; Belonidae
Product: amphoterin-induced protein 3-like
Exons: 2
Coding region: 432-1793 (453 amino acids)
Molecular function (GO): protein binding
Source: RefSeq, a predicted model, not a curated record
UGUUUUACACUGCAAAGCACCACAAGAUGUGUGUUGAGCGGCACUCUUCUUUUGGGAGAAUAGAAAGUCGGUAGGGGGUGGGGACUUAAACUUGUUUCAAGAGAGAGGCAAAAGAAGGGUAUAAUUCCCCAAGCGCCGUGGGUGGAGGAUCCAAGAAGAAGAUAAGGAUAAGACUUCAACGUAGUGGGUAAUCACUGGGAAAUCCACAUGAUGGGAUCCACAUUUGGAAGAAGAUAAAAAAAAAAUAAAAAAAACAAAGCCAGAAAGUUGGAGGUUCAUGGUGGCGCGGAAUAGUUUGUGAUGCGUCAAAGCUCCAAGACUUGGCAAAACGAAAAGCUGUUUGUUAUUUCUUGCUGCCUCUUAUUUGAUUCUCAUAUAACCAGGGAGAGCAGGAGGGAGUUGAAGCCUUGACGGACCUGACGUCCAGAAACAUGACCCGCGGACGAUACCGAGGCCUUUUGCUGCUGCUGUCCUGUGUCCUUCACAGCUCUGCCCAGAGCUGCCCGUCCGUGUGCCUCUGUAUAUCUGACACCGUAAGCUGCAGCUCCAGCAGUCUGGUUAAACUACCGCGCUCCCUGCCCUCCUUCUCCGUCAACCUCGACCUCAGCCACAACUACGUGACGUGGCUGGGUCCAAGCAGCUUCAAUACGCUGCCCCGUCUGGAAAGCCUCUGGAUGGCUCACAAUCAGCUGGGCUCCCUAGGCUAUGGUGUGUUUAAUAACGUAUCCAGGCUCAGGUAUCUUGACCUGUCCUCCAACAAGCUGCAGGUGCUGGAGCAGCAUUACUUCCAGGGGCUGUGGAGGCUGGAGGAGCUCCGUCUCUUCAAUAAUAAGAUCGCACAAGUGGAGCCUGGCACCUUGAGUGGUCUGAGCAGCUUAAAAAAGGUGUACUUCAGCUUCAACCAGAUUACCCACUUCCCAUUCUUCUCCAUCCAAGACCACAGUCAUCCAUUCCUUUCCAUGCUGGACCUCUCUUCCAACCGAUUGACUCGUCUGCCGUGGGAGGACGUGAAAGCUAUGCCGGGCCUGGUGCAGCGAGGGUUAUAUCUCCACAACAACUCUCUGAUCUGCGACUGCUCCAUGUACAGUCUGUUUUGGCACUGGAAUCUAAGAGGUUACGACUCAAUUAAGGACUUUGCGGAUGAACACAUCUGCAACAUUCAUGGGGAUCCCCGGGCGUCCAUCCGGUUCCUGCGUAACAACCGCUUCUUCCUCAAUUGCUCUGUGGAAACAACAGUCAUGCAGCCCGCAGCGGUUUUCCACACCAAAGUGAUUGUUGCAGAGGGAGACAGGGUACGUCUUGACUGUCAAACAUCCCUGAGCGGCACAGACCUCUCAUUUACAUGGUUCUUCCCAGGCAGGGGCUUUAUCAACCAGACUAGCGUAAAUGACACUCUAAUUAGCAUGUUUUCCAACGGCACCGUAGAGAUCCACGCAGCCACGGUCAACGACUCAGGUCUGUAUCUGUGCACAGCUGUGGACAUUAAGCAGGCAGUGAAUGCGACUCGGGAGGUGAAUGUGACUGUGCUGCUGCCUGCAGCGGAGUCAUUCAACACCGGCUACACAACGCUGCUGGGCUGUAUAGUGACUCUGGUUCUCAUCCUUACGUACCUUUUCCUGAGUUCCUGCCACUGCAGCCGUUGUAAACAGCCUGCAGGCUACAACAACACCACCUUAUCGUCUGUCUUUUCCUCCUCCAAAAGAGGCCAAUCCAGAAUGGAAACUUUAAAGCACGUAACUUUCCUGGAGCCCAUGUUGGGUGAAAAAGGAGCUGAAUGGGAAAAUGAGAGCUGAUACUGAACAAGGUUUUUUUCCUGAUUGCUUUCUAAAAAAAAAAAAAAAAACUAUCCUCAAACUCAGGAAUCAGUAUUGAUAUGUUAUUUGAAAGUUAAUAUGAAGCAGAAACGACUAUCGUGUUUCUUCCCAAACUACCACUAAACUAAAAAAAAGCUAUUUUCUGUUACAAUUCUUCUCUUUUCUAUCUCACGAUCAGGCAGUAGCAAUAAAAGUUUCAGCUAUGGUUUAUACACCUCAUUGUAGUGUUAUUAUCUCUCUCAAAAAUCGGCUAACACCAUCUCUGUGUUCCCAGGCAAAGCAUUAAGAGAAGUAUUUCUUCUGGGAUCAGAGUAAAAUUGGGUUUAUUUUUUUUGAUAUUGGUAGUUUUAGACAAACACCUGUUCUGCUGAUGUAAUUCUGGUUUUAAAUGUCUCUGUGCUAAAGCUGUAAAUGUAUCAAAGUUAAUAAAAAUGUAAAAAGAAAUUGUAUCUAUUAGAAAAAGUAGAGGUGCCCCCUGCAGUAAUACAUCAUACAUAUGCAUAUCAUGGAUAACCUGUUGCGGGAAUCUGGCAGCGAAAAACAGUGAAUCUCCAUCUUUGUGCCGCUUAUCUGGCAAAUAGUGAAGUGCAAAAAUCAGUAGUGUCAAUAAACAAAAAACAAAGCGCAGUUGGGCUGCUCUUCAAAGACGGCGUCUCUUUGAUCGCACACAGCGGAGCACUUUGAACACUGCAGAACAAAGACGAGCGCAAAAUAUGAACUGAAGUGACAAAUUCUGCAAGCAUCCCUGGUGCAAACCCCGGGGGGGGGCAUUACCUUGUACAGCUCUGUUUUUGUUUAUUAUUUUUACCCAGCAUUUAUGAAAAGAGGGAAUUACACACAAUGACAGUGGAGAUUAAAGAUAGUGAAGGACUUGUAUGCACCGCUGUGACGAAGCCUAAUUCAGAAGGACGAAAACAUCAUGUUGAUUUUUAUGAAUAACACCACAAGACAUAGAAGUGAAUGCAAAUGAUGGGAUAUUCGAACCCUGAUGGGACAAAAUGGGGAUCUCAAAAGAAACGAAUCAAUUUCUACCACUUAAAGCUUCUAUAAUUUGUUGAAAUUGUAGUUUAAAUUUAAUGCAAACACCAGGUGGGACCAAGAAUUGUGUCAAGAUUGAAUAGGAUUAGAAGUAAUCCUAUACAGAAUUGUUCAAAGUACUUGUGAGUAUCAAUGCAUCUCACUAAGCCGAGCAUGUCGUCAAAGCAGGAGCAUCUGAUUACUUCUAAGUCUCCAAUGAAAACUAAUUUUAAAACAGGAGAGAUUAAUAUUAUUGGGCAGCAUGAAUACAAAUUCACACACAUAUAAGUCUUAACCUGAAAUCAAAUGGGUAACCGUGCAUGAAACAGGAACAGACUGGCUCUAAUCACUGAAAACUCCAAAGGGAUUACACAUAAAUCUGUCAGACUAAGAGAACUGUAUUGUACUUUACCACUCAAGUUUCAAUAAUUUGCAAGGCCGCAGAAACAUUUAAUUCCCUGAACAGAGAUGACGUAACGUGCUGCCGUGCGCUCGUGUGAUGUAACAUCAUGUAUCACCAGAGUCUGUCGUGACAUGUUAUUUUUCAAAGGCAAGGAACUGGAAACAUUAACAGGUUUGAUGAGUAGGGGUUUAGCUUUUAGAAGAUUACGCGGAUAAAAAAAAUAAAAUCAGGUGCUUUGUCAUUUCCAGGGUUUUUAAAUCCCUCUAAUCUGGUUCUGGUCUCUGACACGAACAAAGCUGGGUGGGGAUUUAUUGUUUCUGAUAUGAUUUCGCGCAAAGCUAGAACACAGGGGACAUGAUGUGAGCAUCUCAUAAAUGUGCACAGGUGACCGUGGUUACAUAACAUAAGCGCAUUGCUGAUUUAGAGACUCAACCACACUGUCAAGCAGCACAUUAAAGUUGCGAUGCAUGAAAUUAGGAUCUGAAUGACAUUUGGUAUUCAGCAAUAUAUUUUAAUCCUUGCGACAGCGUGCAUUUAACUGAUAACAAAAGGCCUUGACAGUGCAUUCUGAAAAUAAAUAUACACCAUGAAUAAUCAUUUAAUAGUUUUAUGUAAUGUAUGGCAGCUUAUUUCUAACUAGUUAUAAGUAGGGCUGCUCAAAUUCACAUGUUACUAUUUCAUUCAAAUGUCCUUUCUACACAAAAACCUACGAGCCCACGUAGCUCGGUCCAUCUGCUUUCUGCAAAAUAUCCUGAGUUGCUCCAACAAAUGAUCUAGAUGUAAAUGAAGCACCCCUCAAUGUUUGAAAAGAUGCCCUCCUCAUAAGCAAAACACUCCAUCAGGCUUCAAUUAAGGCAUGCACUUCCCGUCCCAGAUUAAUUGUUUUUCCUAGUUCGGCUGGGCUCCCAGGGAUUCAAACUCAUCUUAGUCAAGAAUCUAAUUACUGUGAAAAAGGAGUUUUUAUUCUGAAUAGCACAAGUUGAAUUGCUUUUCACUGGUGGAGGGCUGCUUGCGACUGUCAGAAUAUGCUAUUACUGAACUGUCAAAACACUCAUCAGGCGAGAGUGUAGGCAUCCAGCUGUGUCAGAUACGUACACAUCUUUCAGAUUAUUUGACACCGUCAUACACAAGCCCGUGGGAGGGCCAGUGUCAACUAAAGCCCUCAUUUCAUUCUAACUGGACACCUCGGUUGGGACAUGAGCUUGUGAGAAAGCCAAAAUAUGUUCAUUUCAGAGCAGUCUGAAGGCUGGAAAACGCUCCUCUGUAGAUUCCUUUUCUUUUGUCUUUUUCCUUUUUCUGUAAGAGUCGGCUGCUUUCACAAAACACUAAAACAAGCACAUAGUUCUCCAGCACAAGCCGUUUCUCACACCAUUGUACUGGAGGUGUUGUGCACUUUGAAAAUGCCAUAAAAACAGCGAGAUGUCAGACAUAUGAAACAAGAACGUAUCAGAGCGCUGUGGGGAACGUUGUUCAUGAAUAUCACAGGCCCAUAUAAAUUGUAUUUCAUCGUAAACAAACAAAUAACUGUAUACACUGAUAAACCCUGAACUAUGUCACACUGCACAUUAGCCCCCUGGCUCAUCCGUUCUGUGGAUGAGCUACUUAGCAUGGCAAUGGGCUUACAUUGCUGUCGUAAGUGGAAUUUACUUGGGUAUUAUAGGAUUUGACAGGCAAAAUGACUCCGAGUAUUUUAAGUUUUACAUUGUGGCUUGUCAUGACUACUUUUUCACAACUCCCCCCUGUCUUUUUGCUCCUCCUCAGUGUUCAGUUAUUGUUAUUUCUUUGACUGGUUUCAUUGGUUAAUCCUGUGCUUGUCGGUGUCCUCAUUGUGUCUGACUGGACUUUGAUGAAAUGUAGCUUUAUUGUCUUUAUUUCCUAAAAACUGGUUGGCUGUUAAA